CGUGAGGAACUCAGAUUUGGAUCUGGAAUUAGGGUUUGGGGCUCAGAGUGACUAACUUCAGGUGCAAAUUUUGAGGGCAGAUUUGGGGUCUGCUGGGGUCCCUGCACCUUCUCACGCUGCCGAGUUUAGAGACGCUUCAGAAGCCCCAGCCUUUCAAAGCAGAGCUCCGGGCUGGCCCUGCCUCCUGCCCUGUCUCUCCAGCUCUGAGGAGAUGGAGGAUUUCUCCAGCUGCUGUGUGCUCUGCCACCUCACCUCCCUGCUCCUCCUCAUCCAGCUGCCCACUGGGGGGUCUGCAGAGGAGUUCUUCGUGAUCGGCCCCUCGGAUCCCAUUGUGGCAGUGCUGGGCGGAGACACCGUGCUGCCCUGUCGUGUGUCCCCACCCAUAAGUGCAGAAGACAUGGAGCUGAGGUGGUUCCGCUCCAAGUUUUCAGAAGCCGUGUUCAUCUAUCAAAACCGAGUCGAGCGGAAUGAGGAGCAGAUUGCUCGUUACGUAGGGCGGACCUCGCUGGUGAGGGACUUCCUUGCCCAGGGGGAGGCUGCCGUACGCAUCCAGAAGGUCCAGGUUUCAGACAAUGGGCUGUACACCUGCUUCUUCAGAAAGGGAGGCUUCUACGAAGAGGCGAGUUUGGAGCUGAAGGUGGCAGGUGUGGGCUCUGCCCCUCAGGUGCGCAUCACAGGGCCCGAGGAGGAUGGGGUCCGUGUGGUGUGCACGUCCUCAGGGUGGUUCCCGAAGCCCCAGGUGCAGUGGAGAGACCUCAGCGGAGAGAAGUCCCUGGCGUUCUCCGAGACGCACACCCAGGACGCUGAAGUGUUCGGCGUGGAGGUGGCUCUGGUGGUGAGAGACAGCUCUGCAGGGAACGUGACCUGCUCCGUCCUCAACACUGUCCUGGGCCAGGAGAAGGCCAUGGCCAUCUUCAUCCCAGAGCCCUUCUUCCCCCAGGCCUCUCCCUGGAAACUGGCUUUCUCAGUGAGCCUGUCUGUGCUGAUGGUCCUGCUGCUUGGGGCUGGAUGUUACACCAAGAGAGAACAUUCCAUGAAGUUGCUGGCGAUGCGAGCAAAGAAGCAUCUGCGCCUGGUGAAGGAGCAGCACCGGCGGGCAAAGGAGGAGGUGCUGAAGGACGCAGAACAGCUAAGUGACUUGCCAAACAUCACACAGCAGCAGCGGGACAGUGGUAUUGGCGGAAGGAGAAGUUCCAGGCCUGUGAGUGACUUCGUGUUCUUUCUGGAUGUUCCUACUGCUGCCCCCAUGGCUUCUCCUUCAGUUCUCAGUGGUGAUGUAGAUGCUGGCACCAUCAGUGGUGGGCCUGUCACUCUGGAUCCAGGAUCUGCCCAUUCAGACCUUGUCGUCUCUCAUGAAAACACGACUGUGGCCUGGAAGGACACCAGUGAGAACUUAGGAGGCACCUGCAGCGUAUUGGGCUUUGAGAGCAUCACGUCAGGGUGCUGUUACUGGGAGGUGGAGAUCAGGGAUGCAGGCCAAAGCGAGUGGGCUCUGGGGGUCUGUAGGGAAAAUGUGAACAGGAACGGUUGGUAUGUAGAAUCCCCAGAAAAGGGGUUCUGGGUUGUGGGGAAGUUUGAAGCUGGAUAUUGUGCCCUUACUCUACCUCUGACUCAGCUAUCCCUCAGACAGGUUCCCCGCAGGGUAGGGGUGUUCCUGGACCACAAGGAAGGGGAUGUCUCCUUCUACAACAUGACUGAUGGCUCCCACAUUUUCUCCUUCCCUCGGGCUUCCUUCUUUGGGACCGUCUUUCCAUACUUCAUGAUCAGGUCAGGAGAUGUGUCCCUGACCAUCUGUUCCAAGGAGGGAUGGUCUGAGGGGCACCCUGUGCCCCAUAACAGUUCUUUUCUGGAGGAGCCUGUGAGCCUCCCAGGGGAGGGGUUCAGCUCAGGCUCAGGUGCUAAUGCUCCCCCAGUGGCUGAGUCUCCAUUACUCCCCUGCAAACCAGAGGCUGUGUCCCCAUAG
This is a messenger RNA of Balaenoptera musculus (blue whale), 1963 nucleotides long. RefSeq names its product butyrophilin subfamily 1 member A1-like. The record is from RefSeq and is a predicted model, not a curated record. Gene Ontology annotation, molecular function: signaling receptor binding. Gene Ontology annotation, biological process: regulation of cytokine production; T cell receptor signaling pathway. Gene Ontology annotation, cellular component: external side of plasma membrane. Lineage: Eukaryota; Metazoa; Chordata; Mammalia; Artiodactyla; Balaenopteridae.